This is a messenger RNA of Choloepus didactylus (southern two-toed sloth), 1491 nucleotides long. RefSeq names its product neuropeptide Y receptor Y2 (gene NPY2R). Gene Ontology annotation, biological process: G protein-coupled receptor signaling pathway. The transcript has a single exon. Bases 4 to 1152 code for a protein of 382 amino acids. The record is from RefSeq and is a predicted model, not a curated record. Gene Ontology annotation, molecular function: neuropeptide Y receptor activity. Gene Ontology annotation, cellular component: membrane. NCBI's taxonomy places the organism in Eukaryota, Metazoa, Chordata, Mammalia, Pilosa, Megalonychidae.
AACAUGGGCCCAAUAGGUGCAGAGGCUGAUGAAAACCAAACAGUGGAAGAAAUGAAGGUGGAGCAGUAUGGGCCAAUGCAAACUACUCCUAGAGGUGAGCUGGCCCCUGACCCUGAGCCAGAGCUUAUAGACAGCACCAAGCUGACUGAGGUUCGGAUUGUCCUCAUCUUGGCCUAUUGUUCCAUCAUCUUGCUUGGAGUGAUUGGUAACUCCUUGGUGAUCCAUGUGGUGAUCAAAUUCAAGAGCAUGCGCACAGUGACCAACUUUUUCAUUGCCAAUCUGGCUGUGGCAGACCUUCUGGUGAAUACCCUGUGCCUGCCAUUCACUCUCACCUACACCUUAAUGGGGGAGUGGAAGAUGGGUCCUGUCCUAUGCCACCUGGUGCCCUAUGCCCAGGGCCUGGCAGUGCAAGUGUCCACAAUCACCUUGACGGUGAUUGCCCUGGACAGGCAUCGCUGCAUUGUCUACCACCUGGAGAGCAAGAUCUCCAAGCACAUCAGCUUCCUGAUUAUUGGCUUAGCCUGGGGCAUCAGUGCCCUGCUGGCUAGCCCCCUGGCUAUCUUCCGGGAAUAUUCACUGAUUGAGAUUAUUCCAGACUUUGAGAUCGUAGCCUGUACUGAGAAGUGGCCUGGUGAGGAGAAGAGCAUCUAUGGCACCAUCUACAGUCUUUCCUCCUUGUUAAUCCUGUAUGUUUUGCCUCUGGGCAUCAUAUCUUUUUCCUACAUUCGUAUCUGGUGUAAGCUUAAGAACCAUGUCAGCCCUGGAGCUGCUAAUGACCACUAUCAUCAGCGAAGGCAGAAAACCACCAAAAUGCUGGUGUGUGUGGUGGUGGUGUUUGCGGUCAGCUGGUUGCCUCUCCAUGCCUUCCAACUUGCUGUCGAUAUUGACAACCAGGUCUUGGACCUGAAAGAGUACAAACUCAUCUUCACAGUUUUUCACAUCAUAGCCAUGUGUUCUACUUUUGCCAACCCCCUGCUCUAUGGAUGGAUGAAUAGCAACUACAGAAAAGCUUUCCUCUCAGCCUUUCGCUGUGAGCAGAGGUUGGACUCUAUUCACUCUGAGGUAUCUGUGACAUUCAAAGCUAAAAAGAACCUGGAAGUAAAAAAGAAUAAUGGUGCCAGUGACUCUUUCACAGAGGCAACCAAUGUCUGAGGAAGCAUGUGUAUGAAAAUGUGUGGAUGAAUGCUGACCAGAGCUACAAUUCUGGCUGAUGAAGUUUCACUGGGGCAUAUUGAUUUCCAAGUUUAAGGAAGAAAUAUAAUAUCUGAAUCAAAACAUCUGUGUGUAAUGGCUAGAAAACUGGCUGGCAGAGCCCAGGUGAACACUCAUAUCCAAAGACAAAGCAACAAAAUACUUUGCUUACAGUUUCUUGGAAGAUAGGUUGAAUUAUGCAUAAAAGCAGAGAGAAAUGCUUUUGACAGUACUCUUUUCCUAGAGUGAAGGAAAUUUGAGUGAGGAAUUUGCAUUAUCAGCAUUGCUAAAAGGCAGCUG